This is a messenger RNA of Phragmites australis (common reed), 1172 nucleotides long. Its product is annotated as tyrosine-protein phosphatase RLPH2-like. Gene Ontology annotation, molecular function: hydrolase activity. NCBI's taxonomy places the organism in Eukaryota, Viridiplantae, Streptophyta, Magnoliopsida, Poales, Poaceae. The transcript has 4 exons. Bases 103 to 900 code for a protein of 265 amino acids. The record is from RefSeq and is a predicted model, not a curated record.
GAGCCCCUAGGGUUAAUCCGCUGGCUUCCCGGUUCCUCCCAGUUACCACCGGAGCCUGCAGCCUCCGGCGAGCAACCGCACCGGGGCGGCGACACUGGCGAGAUGGAUGCUCCUCCGUCCAACCCACCCCGCACGGUGAUUUGCGUGGGCGACGUUCACGGCCACAUCUUGAAGCUGGAGAGCCUCUGGUCCAACCUCCAGUCCGCGCUCCCCGCCGACGCCUUCGCCACCGCGCUGGUCGUCUUCCUCGGCGACUACAACGACCGCGGCCCGCACACCCGCAGAGUCCUCGACUUCCUCCUCGCGCUACCCGCGCGCCACCCCGCGCAGCGCCACGUCUUCCUCUGCGGCAACCACGAUCUCGCCUUCGCGGCGUUCAUCGGGGAGACAAUACUAGGCAUCAGUAAUCUAGGAGAGUUAUACAAACUACCAAACAAUGAGUACAACAUUUAUAGAGGUGCUAAUGUCAUUAUAGAUCUUGCGAAGGCUGCUCCUGAGGAACAUAAGAGCUUUCUGCGUGACUUGGUUUGGAUCCAUGAGGAGGAAAAUGUGCCAGUUGAUACUGAUGAAGGCCAGAUCGUCUGCAAGCUAAUUGCGGUACAUGCUGGCUUGGAGAGGUCCAUGGAUUUGAAUGAGCAGCUUAGGGUUUUGAGAACUAAGGACACAAGGGUGCCAAAGGUUCAAAUGCUUAGUGGGAGGCAGGACGUUUGGGACAUACCAAAGGAUCUGUCUGGGAAGCAGACCGUCAUUGUUAGUGGCCACCAUGGGAAGCUCCACAUCGACGGCCUCCGAUUCAUCAUCGACGAAAGCGGUGGUUAUGAAGACAAACCUAUAGCUGCUAUCGUUUUCCCAUCGAAGACACUGAUCAGAAGUACAGAGGGCGCCGCAUCACAGAAUUGAUAUAGGGUAGCAUCAUGAGCCGUGCCCUGAAACACGGUGGUGCAAGUCUUUCUUCCUACCCCUGUCCACAUGUUUCAUAUGUCAAACGAUCAAUAUGUAUAUUGUCGAAAGGAAAGCAGAGAGUUAACAAUUAACUCUCUUAGACAAGAGAGUUAGUUCUUGUAUGACUGCAUCCUUUCUUGUAAGUUGUAACCUGGCUGCCUUUCAGCCUUUGUUCCUCUCUUACUUUUACAUGACCAAACCUAAAUGGCAAUGCCUUACUUUUACAUGCA